Molecule: messenger RNA, 1407 nt
Organism: Dermacentor silvarum
Lineage: Eukaryota; Metazoa; Arthropoda; Arachnida; Ixodida; Ixodidae
Gene: Mettl4
Product: N(6)-adenine-specific methyltransferase METTL4
Exons: 8
Coding region: 270-1382 (370 amino acids)
Cellular component (GO): nucleus; RNA N6-methyladenosine methyltransferase complex
Molecular function (GO): nucleic acid binding; methyltransferase activity
Source: RefSeq, a predicted model, not a curated record
ACAGCUGCUCGAACCGAAAACGAAACGGCUCGAGUCGUUGUGUUGUCGGUGCACGGGAACUGUAAAUAGCGUCUGCUAACUCAACUACCCUCAUGCUAUUAAACUGGACAUUUUAGAGAAAUAAUUCCCAUUAGUCUUUCCGUGUCAAUGCACCGGAGACAAAAGUGCGUUUGUUUCGUUUAUUCACGGCUGGCAGGUGCAAUCGCUAUGGGCAUCGUGUUUGCGUCGCAAGCCUAACUCAUUCAAUCCAAGCCACGCCAGUUUCGAUCAUGGCGGUUUUGUUGGAUGGCGAUCGCGGCACCUUCAUAUCGCACAACAAGCUUGUAGAAAACUGGUACAGCAAAUGUCAGCGCUCUGAAAUCGGUGAUGUUAUUUCCUUGAAGCUCAAAGACGCUUUAUUCGAUAUCAGAACUCCAAUGAGAAUGGACUCAGCUGCAGAGAAGCUGGCAGCAGGUACAGAGCGCAGGAAACGAAAGCGGCGAAGUUCAGAUGAUGCUCCUCUGACCGAUUUCGUUAAGUCGUGCAGCUGGAUAGCGGAGGCGAGUGACCAAAUCGUGCGGGCGGCCCUGGACGCGGGCCACCUGGAACCCGGGCCGGCCAGCGACCGAGAGGUGCUCGAAAACAACCGCGGAGCGCGGGCUGCGGCCGCCGACGUCCCGGCGGCCGCCUCUGUGGCCGGCGUCCGUCCGCCUGCGCCGAUGGGAGUCCGCUGUUCGGCACCACACGCCAGGCUCGUCCAGUACCGUGGCCAACCAGUGGUGCUACCCGCCAACGCGCGAGCGCAGAUCGGCGACGUGCGCGACCUGGGACCGUUCCUCACAGGUUCAUACGACUUUGUCUUACUCGACCCGCCUUGGGAGAAUAAAUCGGCUCGGCGAAAGCGCACGUACUCCACGCUCCCUCGCGACGAGCUGCUGUCGGCGCUGCCGCUGCGGCGACUCGCAUCCCCGCGAGGCUGCCUGGUGGCCGUGUGGUGCACCGCCAACGGGGGACACCUCCGGUUCGUGGCGCGCGAGCUACUGCCGUCCUGGGGCCUGACGUACUUGGCUACCUGGUAUUGGGUGAAGGUAACCAAGCACGGCGAGCCGGUUCGCCCGUUCGACUGCCCGCACAAGAAGCCCUACGAGUUCGUAGUAUUCGGCGGCCCGUCGUCGGUGUCCAUCCCUCAAGACAAGGUGUUCGUUUCGGUGCCGUCCUGCGUCCACUCGCACAAGCCGCCACUUUCAGAGCUCGUGCGACCCUUCGUGAAAGACGACGCAAAGUGCAUGGAGGUGUUCGCCAGGUAUCUCGUGCCUGGAUGGACGAGCGUCGGCAACGAGGCGCUCAAGUUGCAGCACGAAAGCAUCUACGAGCCUGCGAGUUUGGAAUCGCCGCAUUGUUGACGCUUGUAUAAAAAAAAAAAGGGGG